Didymella exigua CBS 183.55 is the source of this 2169-nucleotide messenger RNA. RefSeq lists its product as uncharacterized. Gene Ontology annotation, molecular function: serine-type endopeptidase activity. The coding region runs from base 1 to 2169 and encodes 722 amino acids. Lineage: Eukaryota; Fungi; Ascomycota; Dothideomycetes; Pleosporales; Didymellaceae. The record is from RefSeq and is a predicted model, not a curated record. The transcript has 2 exons. Gene Ontology annotation, biological process: proteolysis.
AUGGCACGUUACCUCGGAAUUGCAUCAGCAUUGGCUGCUACUGUCUCUGCCACAUUCACACCAGAAAAGCUGAUCGGUGCACCCCGCCGUGGUGCGCUCAGCCCCAGCGGUGAUGGAUCGGUUGCUCUGCUGUCCAUGUCGCAGUACAACUUCACGACAUCCACGGGAAAGUCGAGCUGGGGACUUCUUGACUUGAAGUCUGGCGAGUUCAAGGACUCUGGUCUCAACAUCAGCGAAGUCAACGAGGCCGCCUGGAUCCCGGGCACUGACUCCGGUAUCAUUUACAUAAAUGGUACCAACAAGGAUAUUCCCGGCGGCGUCACACUAUGGAUAGGGGACAUUAACGACCCUUCGAAGAGCACAUUGGCUGCUUCUCUGGAUGCUCCUUACAACGGCCUGAAGGUCGCUAAGACCGAGAGCGGAGAUAUCACUUUCUUGGUUAACUCUAUGGCGUACCCCAAUGGGACUGCUGUGAACCCUGAGACUGAGGUCACUCCCAAGCACACUGGUCGCUUCUACAAGGAUGCGUACGUUCGCCACUGGGACACUUGGCUCACCAAGAAUCGUUACAACGUCUUCGCUGGUACUCUCUCUGCAAACGGUAGCUAUGGAUUAUCCCAUCCCGGUCUCCGUAACCUGAACCACGGUGUCAAUUGGACUACCACCAGGUCUGAGACUCCCGUUCAGCCCUUUGGUGACUCUAGUGACUACGCCAUUUCGCCCGAUGGCAAGCUCUACGCUUUCCUCAGCAAGGCUCCCCAGCUUAACAAGGCCAACUACACCGCCAGCUACAUCUACCUCGGUGAGGUUGCUGGCUCUGCUGCGCCUGUCGCCUUCAACGGCCCCGACUCGGAGGCUUCCGCGGCUGGUCACCAGGGUGCUUCUGGUCUUCCUUCAUUCUCGCCUGAUAGCGGCAAGCUUGCUUACGUCCAACAAGAUGAGGACUACUACGAGUCGGAUAGGUGGCAGCUGUAUACCGUCGAUGUCGCUGCGUCCAACGGCAGCGUCGCUACCAGCAACUGGAAGGCGCUCUCAUCCAGCUUCGAUCGCUGGGUUCAGGGUCCCUUGACCUGGGCUCACGAUGGCUCCUCCAUCUACGCUACUGCCGAGGAUUACGCUCGCGUCAAGAUCUUCAACUUCCCUAUCGAUGCUGAAGCUAGCUAUAUCCCCGAGCCUCUUACCUCCAACACGUCAGUGUCCAGUUUCUCGCUCCUCAAGAACAACGACUUGCUCGUCACUUCCUCAGCUAUCUGGACACCUGUCGAGUACUACACUAUUUCCAACGGCACCAAGAACGUCAUCUUUAGCGCCGCAGAUCACGAUGCCCAAUUCGCUGAUCUCAAGGCUGACCACGUAUCUGAGAUCUUCUUCAACGGAUCUGACCCCAACUUGAAGCAGCAGCUGCAGGCCUGGGUCAUCAAGCCCAGCAAUUUCGUUGAGAACAAGACUUACCCUCUUGCAUUUUACAUCCACGGUGGACCUCAGGGUUCGUGGGGAAACUCCUGGUCCAACAGGUGGAACCCCGCUGUCUGGGCCGACCAAGGCUACAUUGUCGUUUCGCCCAACCCAACUGGAUCGACUGGGUUUGGCCAGUACCUCACCGACGCCAUCCAGGGUCGAUGGGGUGGAUACCCAUACUACGAUCUGGUCAACGCCUGGGAGUACAUCAACUCUGAGCUCACUUCUUUCGUUGAUGUUGAGAAUGGUAUCGCUGCUGGUGCUUCUUACGGUGGUUACAUGACCAACUGGAUCCAGUCCAACGACCUCGGCAACAAGUUCAAGGCUCUCGUCACUCACGACGGCAUUUCACAGACAAAGGCUGCUUGGUCAUCUGAGGAACUGUGGUUCAUCCGACAUGACUACAACGGCACAGUCUGGGAGUCUGAGGCUUACGACAAGUGGAACCCCUUCGACCACGUUGCCAACUGGUCCACUCCCCAAUUCGUCGUUCACAAUACCCUCGACUACCGUCUUCCCGAGAGCGACGGUAUUGGACUCUUCAACGUGCUUCAGAACAUCGGUGUUCCUUCUCGCUUCCUCAACUUUCCCAACGAGAACCACUGGGUCCUCAAGCAGGAGAACAGCUUGUUCUGGCACAAGGAGAUCUUCAACUGGAUUAACCACUACUCCAAGGGUGAGCCUUUGGACGAUGAGCCUGCCGGCAACUAA